Otolemur garnettii (small-eared galago) is the source of this 2829-nucleotide messenger RNA. RefSeq names its product perilipin 1 (gene PLIN1). The transcript has 10 exons. Gene Ontology annotation, biological process: lipid metabolic process. Bases 643 to 2079 code for a protein of 478 amino acids. Gene Ontology annotation, cellular component: lipid droplet. The record is from RefSeq and is a predicted model, not a curated record. NCBI's taxonomy places the organism in Eukaryota, Metazoa, Chordata, Mammalia, Primates, Galagidae.
UUUAAAGCCUUGUAACAGUUUGGGCAAUUCAACAUUAAUUUUUACAAAAAUGUAUGUGGUUAGUAGGGUCACAAUUUUCUAUGAUAAAUCAGACUUCUUGUUUGUAGGGUGGUUGAGGGAGGUGAGAAGAGCAAUAGGGGCCUGUGAAGAGGAUACUGGAAUAUUGAGUCAGUGACACUAACCUGUGUUCUGCUUCCCAUCCUGGUUGUUGAGUCCUCGUGUGGUUAUAAGUCCUUUAGUUUGAAGGAUGUUAAGUGGAUAAAUGUCAACAGGGAGGAGGCCAGCAUCAGUGCCCCCAACAAAGCCAUGCCAUUUAUCUAAGUGUGAAUGAGGAGAGAUUUGAUUUGAGAUCAAUUUGAGAUUUGAGAAAGAACAUUUUGGGAAUUUUAAGAGAAAUGAAAGCUAAUGUAUCAGGGCAAAUGAGUUUAAAUAACAGUAUUUUUACUUUGUCCAGAUCUUGUAAUAGAUUAAUUAUGGCCAAUAAAUUUCUAGACAGAACUGACUCAUGUCUGUGAAUGUGUUCUGGGCAUGGAGUGGAGCUCAGAGGAAGGCAGUCCAGCAGCUGGGAGACAGUAGUAGCUGGAGUGGCUGGAACUAUUUCUGCCCAAGGAGACACUCUGCAGCCCAGCUUGAAGAGUGAGGAUGGCAGUCAACAAGGACCCCAGCUUGCUGGACGGAGACUUCCCUGAGCAGGAGAGCGUGCUGCAGCGGGUGCUGCAGCUGCCUGUGGUGAGUGGCACCUGCGAGUGUGUCCAGAAGACCUACACGAGCACCAAGGAAGUCCACCCCCUGGUGGCCUCCAUGUGCAACGCCUAUGAGAGGGGUGUGCAGGGCGCCAGCAGCUUUGCCGCCUGGAGCAUGGAGCCAGUGGUCCGCAGGCUGUCCACCCAGUUCACAGCUGCCAAUGAGCUUGCCUGCAGAGGCCUGGACCACCUGGAGGAAAAGAUCCCAGCCCUCCAGUACCCUCCUGAAAAGAUUGCGUCUGACCUGAAGGAUACCAUCUCCACCCGCCUUCGCAGUGCCAGAAACAGUAUCAGCGUGCCCAUUACAAGCACUUCAGACAGAGUCCUGGGGGCUGCUCUGUCCAGCUGUGAACUUGCCUGGGAGGUGGCCAAAGGCACUGCAGAAUAUGCCACCAAUACCCGAGUUGGCAGACUGGCCUCUGGAGGGGCUGACUUGGCCUUGGGGGGCAUUGAGAAGGUGGUGGAGUUCCUUCUCCCUCCAGCUGAGGAAGACUCAGCCCCUGCUGUUGGAUGCCAGCCAGCCCAGAAGCCUUCCAAGGCCAAGCUGAGUCUCAUGAGCAGGGUUGGGGCCUUGACACAUACUCUCUCUCAGCACACAGUGCAGACCACAGCUUGGGCACUGAAGCAAGGCCAUGCCCUGGCCAUGUGGAUACCAGGUGUGGCACCUUUGAGUGGCCUGGCCCAGUGGGGUGUGUCAGUGGCCAUGCAGGUGGUAUCCCAGCAGAAGAAUGAGGUGCAGGCACCCUGGCUGCACAAGCUUACCACCGCCCAGGAGGACCAUGAUGACCAGACGGACACAGAGGAGGAGGAGACGGAGGAGGAAGAAUUAAAAGCUGAGGAGAACAAGUUCAGUGAGGUAGCCCUGCCCAGUCCUCGAGGCCUUCUGGGAAGUGUGGCACACACCCUGCAGAAGACGCUCCAGAGCACCAUCUCAGCUGUGACAUGGGCACCCGUGGCUGUGCUGGGCACAGCAGGAAGGGUGCUGCACCUCACACCAGCUCGAGCUGUCCCCUCCACCAAGGGAAGGGCCAUGUCCCUAUCAGAUGCUCUGAAGGGUGUAGCUGACAAUGUGGUAGACAAGGUGGUGCACUACGUGCCGCUCCCCAGGCUGUCGCUGAUGGAGCCAGAGAGUGAGUUCCGGGACAUCGACCACCACCCUAAAGAGGCUGAACGCCGAGAGGCUGAGCGUGCCGUGUUUGGGGUGCUGCCCCCGGGGCUCCCCGCCGCACCCCAUGAGAAGCUGAAGCGCAGGGUCAGUGACAGCCUCUUCCGGCCCAGCGUGCUGGGGCCGGUCCUGGGCCGUGCGCAGAGCAGCCAACUGCGCAAGAAGAGCUGAACACACUGGGGUCUCGACAGACCAUGCACCAAUGCACAUCUUUUCUUAGCCUCCCUCCUUUUGGGGCAUCGGUGUCAGAGCCAGAUUUUAAGGGGCACCAGUGAGCAGUCUGCUCUAAUUCUACGGCUUGUUUUAUUACUAAAAGAGUAAUUGCUUAACUUGAUCACUCACUUCUUUAACCGAACUUGAGGCCAAAUACAUUACAUCCUUUCUCUGUGGACCCAUAUUUGCCACUAGUAAGAUGUCACCACCUUGAGGCUCCAAACCAGAGUUCUGGACACUUUUUUAGCACUGAAGUCGGAGACCCCUGAUUAUCUAGGCUCUCAGUAGACUGCCUUGCAGGGGACAAUGAUCUUGCGCUGAAGCUCUUUCCUAUUCACGUUACUCCCUGGGUACUCUAGCUCCUCAGGCCCUAGCUCACUGCGGCACUUCCCUUUGUGUCAUUGUUGCCUUCCAUCCCAUAGUCACUCCUUCGAAUGCCCCCCAGAUCCUAGGGAUGAAAGUGGUGACCUUUCACCUCCAUGUAACCUAUAUGUAGAUUUUUUAGCCACAAUUCAUUCCCAGCCCUGUUUUGGGAAAUGUUAAUAUUUGGUAAAUCUAGAAAAUGCAUACAUAUAAUUAAAACAUUCAAACACUGCAAAAGGGUAUGUGUCUUUCUCCCCUGGUCCACUUCAUAAGAACAGCCAUGGUGUGAUCUCCUGUGUAUCCUUCCUAUUAGACUUUAUGUACAAGCACGUGUUUCCCCUACCU